AUGGACCCUUUCAAAGAUUGCAGGCCGGCGGCUUCCCUCAAAGAUGGUCACUUUCACCACGCUUCUCAAAGAUGGCAGCACCGCAGCUCUUCUCAGAAAUGGCUGAAGAAAGAGGGGAUCCAUUACCGGGCCAUGGGCACCUGCUUCCUCCUCCUCUUCCUCCUUCUCCAUUGGUCUCCACCCAUCCCUGCCCUCUGCAUCAAGGUGACCAAGGAAAAAUGUGAGAAGCACCAGUCGUUUGUUCCAGGAUCUGCGAUGGUAGGGGAGGGGGUUGACAUCACCAGGCUCCAGCGCACGGGCCAUUUCCCCAUAGACCCCUCUCAGUACCUCCACAAGAAUGGGACCUGCACUCUCUGCACCAAUACUCUUCUAGAAGGAGAACGCCAGCGUCUCCCUAUAGCCAUCAUGAGCUGGCAUUCCCAAGUGUCCGAGUGCAACAAGAAAGUAGUCAAGGCGACAUCUCACUCAGCCAUAGGGGUGGCUGAUAUGGCAGCUCAGAGCAUCAAGAACGACUGGAAACUGGACCUGGAUUUGCAACCUAAGCCCGGAACCCAAAUUCACUUGGCUUUGGCUGGGUCUCAUUCCAAAGCAGCCAAUUUUGCUGAACGAAAGUCCCAGGAAGAUCAGUAUUUCUUCAGCAUGAAUAUGUUGGAGUGUCGCUACUACAAGUUGCGCCUUGUCAACACACCCCCUCUGAAGGAGGAUUUCAAGCAGGCGGUCCACUCCCUGCCAUUCCAUUUCACUAACUCCACUGACUCCGAAUACUUCCAACUGAUCUACAACUAUGGUACCCACUUUAUGACCGCGCUGGAGUUGGGGGGCCGGACUUCAGAUAUCACUGCUUUGCGGAGUUGCAAGUUGGCCCUAGAGAACCUAUCCGAAGAGGAUGUCGUGGACUGUCUAAAUGCAGAAGCUUCAGCGAAUAUGGAGAAUACUGGGAACACGUCUACAAAGGCCCACAAAUGUGAGAAGCAGAAGAAAAGCCAUGGGAUGAACAGAUCCUUCUAUGAGAUGUAUAAUGAGCACCACGUGGAGGUGAUCGGGGGCCACCUCACUAAGAUAGUUGACUUGUUGCUUGAUAUCAACAAGGUAGAUCAGUUCUCCUCCUGGAUGGCAUCACUUCCCAAAUUCCCUGGGCUGGUUUCCUAUUCUCUUUCCCCUCUCCAUAUGCUCCUGCGGCAGCAAGAUCCCAGGAGAGAAGGACUGAAACAGGCUGUGAGAGAGUACUUGAAGAUGAGGGCCUGGAAGCAAAACCCUCCGUGCCCUCCAGGGAAGAUGAAAAGCUCCCAGGACCCGUGUCGCUGUGUGUGCUCAAAUACAGACUCCACCAAUGAGGACGGCUGCCCCCGAGAGAAGGGUCUUGUCAAGCUGGAGGUGAAAUUCCUUAAAGCCCAUGACCUGUGGGGGGAUGACCUCACACAAACAGACGGUUAUGUCAAGAUAUUUUUCAGAGGGAGGGAACGGAGGUCCAAUAUCAUUCUGAACGACAACAACCCCGUGUGGUGGGAUAGGAUGAAUUUUGGGAUUGUGCAAAUCUCCACAGUGGAAUCCAUGCAAGUGCAGUUGUUGGAUUAUGACAAUGGCUGGGAUGAUGAUCUCCUCAGGUCCUGCAACGGGGAACUGGAGGCAGGAAGCCUGAGAAUUGAAGUGUGCAACUUUCACCAUGGGUCAUUGACUUUCAUGUACCAGGUCACUUGCUUGCCUCACCUGACGGGGCGGAAGUGUCUCAAUUAUGCCCCUGAGACUUUCCAAGGAGAGGGCAUCAUGAGCCGAAUGAAACAGUUGAGAAGCCAGCUGAGGGAAGAUAUCUUUGCCCAGGAAGAAAGCUACAUCCAGGGGAUAGGUGAGAACAUGGAGAAUAAGAACAGAAAGGCUCCACUACCAAUAUCUAAUGAAACCUAUUAUGAAAACUACUCUCAAGAAACAAAACUAAUGAUUUCAAAUGGGAAAGGGAAACUGAUCUCCAACUAUGAUACCCACUUCAUAAACAUCCUGGUGUUGGGGAGCUAG
Molecule: messenger RNA, 2010 nt
Organism: Tachyglossus aculeatus (Australian echidna)
Lineage: Eukaryota; Metazoa; Chordata; Mammalia; Monotremata; Tachyglossidae
Product: perforin-1-like
Exons: 6
Coding region: 1-2010 (669 amino acids)
Source: RefSeq, a predicted model, not a curated record